AUGCGGCAAGAAACUCAUCUAAGAGCGGCCAAAACACAUCGACUGAUGGAUAGACGCUUCCCGGACAGCUUCCACAGCACUCACCCGACAGCACGCAAAGCAGGAGUGGCGAUUCUCCUGGCCUCCGACCUUCACUUCCACCGGAGUGACACGAUGGCCGACCCGAACGGCAGAUACCUGUUCGUAAAGGGGACGGUAGCCCAGAAGACAUACACGUUUGCUUCAAUUUACGCCCCAAAUACCAAACAAGCUAAAUUCUUCCGCAACACACUCCUCAAACUCGCCAACUUCACGGAAGAUGCCCUCAUGGUGGGAGGGAACUUUAACACUCCCCUAGACCCGAUCUUGGACUCGUCAAUAGGACAUAGCAGCAUCCCGCAAACAGCCAUUCGGACGAUCCGGAGGAUUCUGCGCGACAUGCGAUUGGUGGACACAUGGAGAAUCUUACAUCCGGAGGACCGAGACUACACGCAUUACUCGGCCAUGCACAAUAGGCACGCUAGAAUAGAUUACCUCUUUAUCCAGCAAGAAGAACUGCAAAGGCUACUGGAGGCAGACAUCCGCCCUACCCCAUGGUCAGAUCAUAGCGCAGUAUACAUGCGUAUGGAAUCACCCCUAUACAGACCAACCCGGACCAUCUGGCGUUUAAACUAA
This is a messenger RNA of Pelobates cultripes (western spadefoot toad), 654 nucleotides long. The record is from the annotation of a GenBank genome assembly. Lineage: Eukaryota; Metazoa; Chordata; Amphibia; Anura; Pelobatidae.